Molecule: messenger RNA, 1714 nt
Organism: Trifolium pratense (red clover)
Lineage: Eukaryota; Viridiplantae; Streptophyta; Magnoliopsida; Fabales; Fabaceae
Exons: 2
Coding region: 277-654 (125 amino acids)
Source: RefSeq, a predicted model, not a curated record
CUAUAGGGACCUUUUUCCAUACAAUUUGAAGAGAAUAAAGUUGUGGCUACACAUUGCUCUAUUGGCAGUGAACAAAGGAUAUCGUGCUAUCGACGAGUUUGUAGUCGCAAGACCCAAACUAUACCAUCGAAAAGACGAAAACUAAAAGAAGAGGUCCAACAUCAUACUAUCCGACAAUUUAGUUGAAAAAGAAAUAUCUGGCUAUAAUAUAGAUAUUAUGUGUUAGCUGAUAGAGAACAUUAUAAACAGUUCCUAAAAAAAUUAUAAGCAAAUAUUAUGUGUUCAACAAUUUUUUCUUAUAAGCAAACAGUUCCUAAAGAGUCAUGGGCUAAUCUUGCAGAGAUUGAAGACCAAAAUGUUUUACCUCUCUCAACUCUUAUUCAAAAUCCUGACAAACCACCAGAUAAAACUCACACUUCUGCUAAUGCUAACAUUCAAGCUGACAAGGCUUCCACAAGUAAUGUGGACAAUGAAGGCUACAAAUUGGUUACUGCUAGAUCUGCAAAGAGGAUUGAUAAAGCUAAAGCUGCAUCUCAAAAGAGUAGUCACAUUACCAAAUCAAAGACAUGUUAUCUUCAAUUAUGCCGGCCACUACCUCCAUUCAACAAAGAGGUUUCAUCAAAGGAAGAAGCAUCAAGGAUUGCAUUUGUCUAACUUCAAAAGCUAUUAAUAUCAUAAUAUGUUGCAUAAUAGAAGUUUUGGAGGUAAUUUAGCAAUCAAAAUUGACAUAGCUAAUGCUUUUGAUACCCUUCAGUGGUCUUUCCUCCUGAGAGUUUUGAAGGCCUUUGGACUUAAUCAAAUUUUCUGCCAAUGGAUUCAUUCAAUACUUUUUUCAGCAAAAAUGUCUAUUUCAAUUAAUGAUAAACAACAUAGUUUCUUCAAUUGCUCUAGAGGGGUUCGUCAGGGACACCCUAUAUCAUUUUUUGUUUUGCAGAGGAAGUCAUUAGCAGGAGCAUCACUAAAUUGGUCAGAGAUGGAAAGUUGACUCUCAUCAAAGGCUCUAGACACAUGGUUGUACCUUCUCAUAUUCUAUAUGCAAAUGAUAUCAUGGUGUUUUAUAUAGCUAGUGGAUCAAACAUUCAAGCAUUGUCAAAUAUUUUCUUGGAUUAUGCAGAAAUUUCUAGGCAAGUAGUCAAUCCUAGAAAAUCUUUCAUAUAUCCAUGAGCCCUUAGCUUCUCAAAGACUUCAUAUCAUUGCAGAUCAACUGGGUUUCAACGUUGGAGCUUUACCUUUUGUAUACCUCGGUGCUCCAGUUUUCAAAGGUAAACCAAAAAGAUAUCAUCUUCAACCAGUGGCAGACAAGAUCAAACUAAACUCUCAGCUUGGAAAGCCUCUCACUUGUCCAUGGUAGGAAGGGUUCAGCUCGUCAGAAGUGUAAUACAGGGUAUGAUGAUGCAUACCAUAUCACUACAAGAAAACCUAAUAUUAUUGGCGGAAUUUUUUUAGAGCUUCAGGCCCUCAAUGGGUUACAAUGACCGUCAAUAAGUUGUCUGGCAAUUAAAAAAAAAUUGACUAACCAUUAUUGAGAGCCAAUGGCCGCCAAUAAUGCCAUGAAAAGGAGUGAAAACCAUUAUUGAGGGUUGCUGGCCGUCAAUAAAUUCUUGUCGGAUUAUGGCCACCAACAUUGCUUGACCGUUGGACAUUCUUGAGUGAUUCUGGCCACCAAUCCAACUUCAUUUUCACACUUUCAUUCUUACUCUAAAAUUUCUCUAAC